Insectozyma verbasci is the source of this 1427-nucleotide messenger RNA. NCBI's taxonomy places the organism in Eukaryota, Fungi, Ascomycota, Pichiomycetes, Serinales, Debaryomycetaceae. The record is from the annotation of a GenBank genome assembly.
AUGAGUAAUUCAUUAGAAGUAUGUGUCAAAGAAAGUAUAAAGAUUGAUUUGUUGGAACAUACUAACAGUUGGUUUUUCAGGAACGUUUGAAGACUCAUUCAUCUGCUUUUGAUGGGUUAUUAUCUUUGAUACCUGCUAAAUAUUAUUAUGAUGAUGCAACAAAAGAUCAAUGGCAACAAAAGAAGAAAUCAAAACAAGAAUUGAAACAAAAUAAGAAAUUGAAAUUGGAUCCAAAUUCAAAAAAGAAUGCAAAUGAAUUAUCAAAUGGUCAUGCAAGUGCAAAAGAUGUAAUGGACAACAAAGCAAAAAAUGCAACUAAAGUAAAUUUACCAAAAUUAAUACAUAAAAAACAAGAAGAGGAUGAGGAUGAGGAAGAAUUAGAGGAAGAGAAAGAAGAAGAAGAAGAAGAAGAAGAAAUACAGUCCACUUCAGACUCAGAUGAAAGUGAGGAAAGUGAGGAAAACGAUAUAAAUGAAGAAACUAAGAGUGAAGAAGAAGAUUUUAUAAAUCAAAAUAAUAAUUUAGUUUUUGAUGACGAUGGUAAUGAAUUAGAAUCUGAGAAAUAUGAAUUCAAAAAGGAAAGUACUCAAAAAAAUGGCAAAGGUAAUAAUAAACUCGUUUCACCAGACGAAGAACAAAAGAGAAAAGAAAAUUUAGCUAAAUUACGUGAAAAAUUAGAAUCAAAGAUAAAUACUCUAAGAGAAAAACGAAAAGCAGUGGGUACAAAAGUCAAUGGAGCCCCUAAAUCUCGUGAACAAAUAUUAGCUGAACGUAAAAGAAAAGAUGAAACAAAGAAACAACAAAAGAGGAAACAUGAAGAAUUAGAAGAAGAGGAGGAAGAAAUGGACUCCGAUGAUGAUAUUGAUGAAGAAGAAGAUGUCAAAGAUAAUAAUAUAUUAUUUGGUAAUAUUGUAUUUGAAGAUGGCACUCAAAUGACAUCAGAUUUAUCAAAAGUGCGUAAUUCAAGUGAUAAAAAGAAAUUAAAAGGACCAGCAAAUAGAGAUAUAAAAGCACAUUUACAAAAAUUGGAAAAAAAGAAGCAAAAAUUAUCAAAUUUAUCACCUUCAGAAAAGGCAAAACAACUUGAAAAAGAUAAAUGGCAAAGAGUAAUGGCUCAAGCAGAAGGUAUAAAAUUAAAAGAUGACGAAAAACUACUAAAAAAAUCAUUAAAACGUAAAGAAAAACAAAAAUUAAAAAGUGAAAUUGAAUGGAAAGAACGUAAACAAUUUGUAAAAGAUUCAGUUGCUGCAAGAGCUAAAAAGAGGGAAGAAAAUUUAAAAGCAAGAAAAGAAAGUAAAGGAUUAAGUAAAAAAGCUAAGAAACAUCAACCAAAAUUGAAAAAGUUUACUGGACUUAUUAAUAAUAAAAAUGGUAAAAAGAAAAGAGCUGGUUUUGAAGGAAGUGCAAAAUCAAAAUCAAAGAAAUGA